AUGCAUUUAGCGUCUGCGAUGAGCGGGAAGAAUAAUAAUAUGAGACGAACGGGAGGCGCCAUAUUGCCGCCUCGCGUCGGUCGCCCGCCGCCGCGCUCGCAGCGUCAGGCGACCGCGACCAGCGGAACAGAUAUUGUUGAUUUAAAAAAAAAAUGGAAAAACCUACGAGACAAUUACCGCAAGGAAUUGAAAAAAUGUCGUGUUGGACGACCGGGUGAUUCAGGCGAUGAAAGUUACGAGUCAUCUUGGAAAUAUUUCCAAAUGAUGGACUUCACUAAAGACGAAUUAAUGCCGGUAGCUAAUGAAAGUAAUCUGUCACAAGAAGAAGAACAGGAUAGUGGAGAUCAAAAUAUAAAUAACAAGGAGACUAAUACAGUUGAAGAUGAUAACUUAGGAAGAAGUGUAGAAUAUAGAGAAGGAUUUCAUACAGAACAAAACGUGGAUGGUGAUCGAGUAGAAAUGUCCAAAAGAAAGCGUACUCCACAAGACAUUCGAGAACAAUACUUAGAAAUCGAAAGAAAAAAACUAAAAUUGCUUGAAAACGAGUCAAUACUUCGUCGUACAGUGGAUAUUCAAAAAUCCCAGGAUUAUCAUUUUCUAAUGAGUCUUUUGCCGGAAAUUGAAAGAUUACCUCUUAUUAACAAAUUACGAUUACGUAACAAUUUUAAUGAUGCACUCCUGCAGGAAGUAAAUUCUGUUAAUUGUAAAUCACAAACUCCAACUAGUAAUUUAGUUACACCUAAC
Molecule: messenger RNA, 744 nt
Organism: Brenthis ino (lesser marbled fritillary)
Lineage: Eukaryota; Metazoa; Arthropoda; Insecta; Lepidoptera; Nymphalidae
Source: the annotation of a GenBank genome assembly